AUGAGGAUAAUACCACCAAUCGAGCCAACCAAGCCUCCAAUCAAUUUAGAGUUUCUUUCAGCGACUGAUCCAGUGUUGGCGGAUACUACUGCUGAGGUGGGUAUUGCAACUACUGUGGUGAUGGUAGUAUCGGCAUUAGUAACAACCGAUGUAUAUGAGGAGGUGAAAGAAGUGAAUGUUGGUGUUGUUGAUGAGGAAGUGGUUCUUGUACGGCUUGAUGAAGUGGUUGUAGCAGCAACUAUCGAGGAGGAGGAGGAAGAAGAAGACGAUGAAGAUGAUGAAGAGCGUGAAGAAGAAGAAGAGGACGAUGAAGAGGAUGAUGCUUCUGAUGAUGAGGAGGAACUUGAUGAUUCCGACGAGCUCGACGAUGAUGGUGAUGACGAUGAUGAUGAUUCUGGUUCUGAUGAUGAAGAGAAACUUGAUGACUCUGGUGUAAACAGUGACAGUGAAAAAGAUGAUGAUGAUGAUGAUGAAUCGGUUGACUCAGUCAGUGUUGCAAAUUCCAGGGAUGAACUUGGAAAAGAGCUGGAUGAAACGCUUUCUGAUGAACUUGAACUUGAACUUGAACUUGAAAUUUCAGUGGAACUCUCACUAGAACUUGAGGAUGAAACAAAAGCACUUGAGCUCUCGCUGCUAGUCUCCGAAGAUGUGCUCUCGAAUGUAGAUGAUGAUGAAAACGUGGAGGAGCUUGACAUUUCACUAGAAGAAGAUGAAGAAGAAGAAGGAGGCGCCAGUGAUGAAGAUGAAGGAGUGGACUCACUUGCUGAGGAGGAAAAUGAUUCCAUCGACGAUGAUAAUGAUGAUGAUAUUAUAUCUGACAGAGAAUUUUCUUGUUGCAGUUGUGAAGAUGACACAAAGUCUGAUGAAGAUGAAGAUGAAGAUGGAGUCGAAUUUGUCUCGGAGGCAGAUGUUGGUGAUGGUGAGUUUGAGCUCAGUGGGUCAAUCACCGCACUACUUGGCUCGACAAUCGAUGUCAAGUUUGAAUCCAUGCUUGAGGAGCUCAGGCUCGUUGUGGGUGUAUCACUGUGGCACUACUUGAUGUUGGUGUUGCUGUAG
This is a messenger RNA of Lodderomyces elongisporus, 1056 nucleotides long. RefSeq lists its product as uncharacterized. The record is from RefSeq and is a predicted model, not a curated record. Lineage: Eukaryota; Fungi; Ascomycota; Pichiomycetes; Serinales; Debaryomycetaceae. The transcript has 3 exons. Bases 1 to 1056 code for a protein of 351 amino acids.